Molecule: messenger RNA, 3732 nt
Organism: Heteronotia binoei (common prickly gecko)
Lineage: Eukaryota; Metazoa; Chordata; Lepidosauria; Squamata; Gekkonidae
Product: zinc finger protein 665-like
Exons: 6
Coding region: 1-2499 (832 amino acids)
Biological process (GO): regulation of DNA-templated transcription
Source: RefSeq, a predicted model, not a curated record
AUGCAGGUGAGCUUGCUGCAGCGCCAAGCCCAGAGCUCCCCGGUGUCCCUUGAGGAGGCGGCCAUGUUCUUCACGGAGGAGGAAUGGGCCCUGCUGGAUCCAGGCCAAAGAAAACUCUUCUGGGAAGUGAUCGAGGAAACGUACGAGACGGCCGCCUCUCUGAGAGACUACAUUUCCCAGGAGGACUUGCGAGCGCCAGAGAGAUCAGCCCUGCCUUUUCUAGGUGCCCCGGGGGCAGUCUUCCCUCCAGAUGGAAAUAAAAAUAUAUGGAGUAUGCCCUUCCCCGGGGCCUCUCUCCUUUCGUGCUUCCCCUGGCUGGAGGGAGAGCUUGGCCUUUGCUCGUCUGCAGGAAAGAGCUCCCCCGUGUCCUUUGCGGGGGUCGCCGUCUUCUUCACAGAAGAGGAAUGGGCCCUUCUCGAUCCAGGCCAAAGAAAACUCUACUGGGCUGUUAUGGAGGAAAUGUUGGAGACCGCGGCCUCUCUGGUUGCAGAUGUGUUUGAGAAGGAAUCAGGAGGGAGAGUUGUGGGAAAAGACAACAACAUACAAGUGGAAGCACAAUCUGGGGGUCAAGCGCUAACUGUACAUCAAACAAUUCAUACUAGGGAGAAGCCAUAUAAAUGCUUGGAGUGUGGAAAGUGCUUUUCCCUCAAUGGCAGCCUAACUGCUCAUCAAAAGAUUCAUACUGGGGAGAAGCCACUUAAAUGCCUGGAGUGUGGAAAGUGCUUCUCACGGAAUUCCAAUCUAAAAGUGCAUCAAAAGAUUCAUACUGGUGAGAAGCCAUUUAAAUGCCUGGAGUGUGGAAAGUGCUUCUUCCAGAAUGGCAACCUAACUGCACAUCAAAAGAUUCAUACUGGGGAGAAGCCAUAUAAAUACUUGGAGUGGGAAAAGUGCUUCUUCCAAAAUGGCAGCCUGGCUGCACAUCAAAAGAUUCAUACUGAGGGGAAGCCAUAUAAAUGCCUGGAGUGUGGAAAGUGCUUCUCUCGGAAUUCCAAUCUAAAAGUGCAUCAAAAGAUUCAUACUGGUGAGAAGCCAUAUAAAUACUUGGAGUGCGGAAAGUGCUUCUUCCAGAAUGGAAGGCUGGCUGCACAUCAAAAGAUUCAUACUGAGGGGAAGCCAUAUAAAUGCCUGGAGUGUGGAAAGUGCUUCUCUCGGAAUUCCAAUCUAAAAGUGCAUCAAAAGAUUCAUACUGGUGAGAAGCCUUUUAAAUGCUUGGAGUGUGGAAAGUCCUUUUCCCUCAAUGGCAGCCUGACUGCACAUCAAAAUAUUCAUACUGGGGAGAAGCCAUAUAGAUGCUUGGAGUGUGGAAAGUGCUUCUCUCAGAAUAUCCACCUAAAGACACAUCAAAAAAUUCACACUGGGGAAAAGCCAUAUAAAUGCUUAAAGUGUGGAAAGUGCUUCUCUCAGAAUGGCUCCCUAAAAGCACAUCAAAAGAUUCAUACUGGGGAAAAGCCAUAUAAAUGCUCAGAGUGUGGUAAGUGCUUCUCUCGAAAUUACACCCUAAAAGAACAUCAAAAGAUUCAUACUGGGGAGAAGCCAUAUAAAUGCUUGGAGUGUGAAAAGUGCUUCUCCCUCAAUGGCAGCCUAACUGCACAUCAAAAGAUUCAUACUGGGGGGAAGCCAUAUAAAUGUUCAGAGUGCGGUAAGUGCUUCUCUCGGAAUGACACCCUAAAAACACAUCAAAAGAUUCAUACUGGGGAGAAGCCAUAUAAACGCUUGGAGUGUGGAAAGUGCUUCUCCCAGAAUGGCAGCCUAACUGCACAUCAAAAGAUUCAUACUGAGGAGAAGCCAUUUAAAUGCCUGGAGUGUGGAAAGUGCUUCUCUCGGAAUUCCAUUCUAAAAGUACAUCAAAAGAUUCAUACUGGUGAGAAGCCUUUUAAAUGCUUGGAGUGCGGUAAGUGCUUCUCUCGGAAUGGCAGCCUAACUGCACAUCAAAGGAUUCAUACUGGGGAGAAGCCAUUUAAAUGCCUGAAGUGUGGAAAGUGCUUCUCUCAGAAUUCCAAUCUAAAAGCGCAUAAAAAUAUUCAUACUGGUGAGAAGCCUUUUAAAUGCUUGGAGUGCGGAAAGUGCUUCUCCCAGAAUGGCAGCCUAACUGCACAUCAAAAGAUUCAUACUGGUGAGAAGCCUUUUAAAUGCUUGGAGUGUGGAAAAUCCUUUUCCCUCAAUGGCAGCCUGACUGCACAUCAAAAUAUUCAUACUGGAGAGAAGCCAUAUAGAUGCUUGGAGUGUGGAAAGUGCUUUUCUCAGAAUAGCCACCUAAAGACACAUCAAAAAAUUCACACUGGGGAAAAGCCAUAUAAAUGCUUGAAGUGUGGAAAGUGCUUCUCUCAGAAUGGCUCCCUAAAAGCACAUCAAAAGAUUCAUACUGGGGAAAAGCCAUAUAAAUGCUCAGAGUGUGGAAAGCGCUUCUCUCAGAAUUCCAAUCUAAGAGCACAUCAAAAGAUUCAUACUGAAGGGAACCCAUAUAAAUGCUUAGAGUGGAAAGUGCUUCUCUCGGAAUGACACCCUAAGAACACAUCAAACGAUUCAUACUGGGGAGAAGCCACAUAAAUGCUUGGACUGUGGGAAGAGUUUCUCUCGGAAUGGCCAACUAUGGUCACAUCAAAAGAUUCAUACUAGGGAGAAGCCAUUCAAAUGCUUAGAGUGUGGAAAGCGCUUCUCUCGGAAUGACACCCUAAGAACACAUCAAACGAUUCAUACUGGGGAGAAGCCACAUAAAUGCUUGGACUGUGGGAAGAGCUUCUCUCGGAAUGGCCAACUAUGGUCACAUCAAAAGAUUCAUACUAGGGAGAAGCCAUUCAAAUGCUUAGAGUGUGGAAAGUGCUUCUCUCGGAAUGACCACCUAACUACACACCUAAGGUUUCAUACUGGGGAGAAGCCAUUUAAAUGUUCAGAGUGUGGUAAGUGCUUCUCUCGGAAUGACACCCUAAAAUUACAUCAAAAGAUUCAUACUGGGGAGAAGCCUUAUAAAUGCUUGGAGUGUAGAAAGUGCUUCUCCCAAAGUGGCCACCUAAGGUCACAUCAAAAGAUUCACACAGGGAGAAGCCACAUAAAUGCUUGGAGUGUGGGAAGUGCUUCUCUUUUAAUGGCAGCCUAAGAGUACAUCAAAAGAUUCAUCGUGGGGACUUCUGGUGAGGAAUGAGUGUGGGCUGAAUUGAGGAACGACACGGUCAAGAGUCUAGUUUGGAGGAAUCCCCCAGCUGUUGAUUGAUCUCUCUGGGUCUUAAGAGAUGGUGAAAAGCUGGCUCCUUUUGUCCAGCAUCAGGAGCUCCCCGGGUUUUCCUUGUUUUAGCUCAGGGCUAGAGUCCUGGAGAUGUGAGAUUUAUGAUCCAGCUCAGAGCCCUGCCAAAGUCUUGGGGGGGGGGGGCAGGGAAUGAAGCCUGUCCCUUCCUCCCAUCCUAAACUUCAAAGAAGUGCUCUAAUGCUGUUGAUAAGGAGUGAGUUUCAUCUCCAGACAUGUUGGUGGGGGAAAAUAAAUCUCUCUCUUACAGCACUUUCCAUGUAGUUGGUUUUCUGAGACUCUGGUGCAAGAAGCAUUUUAACAAAAUGUUAUUGAGGAAUUCUGAAAACAAAACAUUGACUUACCUGAAGGUUUCUUCUCUUCGGUGGGGCAAAAUCAUCCAGUUAUUUUUCCCUCCCCAAGAGGCUGUUGUUACGCCUACUUGAAAGGUUGGCUCUUUUUUCUUUUCUUCCCCUUUUGCAUGGUUGGAUUAAUAAAGUUGUAUUACUUGGUUA